AAGAGCUCGCAUCGUGUUUUUCGUGAUCUUUGAAAACAGAACAAUAUUUACCGUGAUCGUGAUAAAUACAGUUCCACAGAAGAAUAAUUACGUUUCAAUGGUGUUCGCGUAGUUAAAGUGAACGAAAAUGAUCGAAUGCGAGCAACCCAACAUCACCGAUACCUCGGUGAUAGAUCACGAAGAGUUUCUUGAUCGUAUCAAGAAAACCCUCUACUACGGCUCGUCCAAGGGGCGAUGCACCAAAAUAAGCCGCCCGCUGGCGGACUACGCCGCCGAUGUGUUUUCCGAAACGCAUCGCGGUCAUUCCCUCAGUCGACUGAACUUUGCGACUGUGGGCAAUCUUUCCGUGCAACCGUGCUCACUCAUUCUGGCGAUGAUCUAUCUCGAUCGCUUGAACGCUACCGAUCCGACCUUUGUUCGUCGUGUAACGCCGUCUGAAUUAUUUAUAGUCUCGAUGAUGGUGUCCACGAAGUUCUACUGUGGUUACGAUGAGGAUAUUUAUUUAAGUGCCUGGGCAGAGUCUGGAAACAUGACACCCGAUCAAAUGAAAGCAUUAGAACUGGAAUUCUUAGACGCAAUGAAUUGGAAUGCUUAUGUUUCCAAGCAUGAUUUCUUUGAAAAAUUGAAGUCUGUGGAGAAGGUGCUAGCCAAAAGACAAGGUCUAACGCGCGGCUGGUUAACUUACACCGAGUUGAUCAACUUUUUACCGUCUUUUGCAAUGGCCAAACAGUUGAUACAUUACAGCACAGUCCUUGCUCUGAGCUACACGGCCAGCGUAAUGACCAUUGCGGGAGCCUUCCUCUUAGCUAGCAAUCUCCAUCUGCCCGGUAACCUUCUCUACCGUACCGGAACAACACCUGUCGACAGCAGCAACCUUCAAAGUGGCACCGCACUAUCAAACACUUCGCACCCGGAUGGAAUCACCUCGACGACGGUCGACGGUGCCGGAACUAUCGGUGAAGCACUCACACAACAAACCGAAGACUGUACCUUGGAAGGACCGCACAUUUGCACGCCGCAAAUGCACGCGAUUAAUGCAACUCUAAAAGACUGUGACGUAGCGUUCGCCCCUGGACAGCGGCGGCGGGAGCUAGUCUACGAAAAAUGGCACGGUACAAACCAACGGCAGGUCAAAUUCUUCUCCCCCUAUCGGUACCCGAACAUUCGCUUCAUCUACGAUUCGACGGGAGGCAGCAAGUUUGUGUCGCAGGUUGAUUUCCUUCGUUCGGACGACGAACCUAGCGACGGUCAUGAGAACGCAAAGCAUGAGGAAUCGAACGUGCUUGCAACAGAAGGCGCCGGAUCUCAAAAUUGCUCCUACGAAUGCUUCAUUCCACUUAUGAUUGGUAGCAGCAGCAACCAAUGGUGCGUCGAUGAUGACGACGAGACUUACGAUGGCAUAUACAAACACUACAAGAGAACUUUCGAGAUGUUCAGCUCGCUUUUAAAGUUUUUGUAACAAGACAAACCCUACAUCAUUACCUGCAGUAGCUAGCGUGUAACUAACAUUCUAAAAAUGUUUCGUUUAAAGGAACACAACAGUAACCAUUACCUUACUUAAAACAGUAUAUUUGAUUCGAUCGAACAUGCUUCAAGUUUUUUUUUCCCAUUGAGCUAUACAAAGUAUGAUAAAACUUAAAUUAUAUACAAUUCCGAACACAGUAACCCGUUUUUUUGAAACGAAAAUUAUACAAGUUAACAUUAGGUGAGCUUAUGUUUUUUUCUCCACCAUAUCAGUUAAAGAAUUUGUUCAAUAAAGUUGUUUAUUCGCUAUUUAAAAC
Anopheles coustani is the source of this 1781-nucleotide messenger RNA. RefSeq lists its product as uncharacterized. Gene Ontology annotation, cellular component: cyclin-dependent protein kinase holoenzyme complex; nucleus. Bases 128 to 1459 code for a protein of 443 amino acids. Gene Ontology annotation, biological process: regulation of cyclin-dependent protein serine/threonine kinase activity. NCBI's taxonomy places the organism in Eukaryota, Metazoa, Arthropoda, Insecta, Diptera, Culicidae. The record is from RefSeq and is a predicted model, not a curated record. The transcript has 4 exons. Gene Ontology annotation, molecular function: protein kinase binding; cyclin-dependent protein serine/threonine kinase regulator activity.